AUGACCAAAACAAAAAGACAGUGGCUGCAGGGUCUACCCAAAGCCGAGUUGCAUCUGCACCUCGAAGGGACGGUCACGCCCGAGACGCUGGUUGUGCUCUCUGAGCGGCACGAUGCCAAGCCGCUGACGCUGGAAGAGGCCCGCGCGCUCUAUGUCUUCAAGGACUUUCUUCACUUCCUGCGCACAUUCAAGCUCGUCCUCGAUCGCCUGCAGACGGUCGAGGACUAUGCCUUGAUCACCAGGGAGAUGCUACGCAACCUACAUCGCCAGGGCGUUGUGCACGCCGAGGUCUACAUUGCCUGGGGAAACAUUCUGCACUGGAAGUCGCAUCUCAAGGUCGAGGAUGUCAUGACGGCGGUCGAGGACGCGAGGCGCGAGAUUGAGCGCGAGCUGGGCGGUCCCUCGCUCCUCUGGAUCAUCGAUGCGACGCGGCAGUUUGGCGCCGACGAGGUCGGCCGCGUGUUCCGCCUGGCCGCCGAGCUCAAAGGGCGCUUCCCCUCCAUUAUCGGCAUCGGCGUCGGCGGCGACGAGGUCGGGGGUCCUCUUGAGUGGUUUCGCGACGUGUACGCCGAGGCUCAAAAGGCGGGCUUGCGACUUACGGCACACGCCGGCGAGGCCACGGGCCCCGUCCAAGGUCCGCUGCAAAUUCGCGAGGCGCUGGCGAUGCACGUCGAGCGCAUUGGUCACGGCCUGGCUGCCCAGUACGACGACGAGCUCAUGGCCAUGCUGGCGAAGCAGCAAGUUCCGCUGGAAAUCAAUGUCACGUCCAACGUCUUGACGGGGGGUUGUCCCGCCGUCGAGGCACACCCAUUGCCCCUGUACCUGGAGCGCGGGCUCUUAUGCACCUUAAACUCUGACGACCCGACCAUGUUUGGGUCGGAUUGCUUGGAUGAGUACGUUCGGGUUAGUGAAGUUUUUGGCUUUGGCCUCGAAAAGAUGAGAGAACUGGCUCGCAACUCUAUUCAUGCUAGUUUCUUGUCAAACGAAAGAAAAGAAGACCUGCUGUCGGGAAUAGAUGCCUACGUAUAA
Pestalotiopsis fici W106-1 is the source of this 1029-nucleotide messenger RNA. RefSeq lists its product as uncharacterized. NCBI's taxonomy places the organism in Eukaryota, Fungi, Ascomycota, Sordariomycetes, Amphisphaeriales, Sporocadaceae. Bases 1 to 1029 code for a protein of 342 amino acids. Gene Ontology annotation, molecular function: deaminase activity. The record is from RefSeq and is a predicted model, not a curated record. The transcript has a single exon.